CGUUUCACCGGCAUCAAGUGCACCCCAAACACUCACACACACUCUUACUGCGCACCACAUACACACACACACACCCGGUGCAUGCUGCAGACUGGAUUGUCCAUUGUUGUUCAGAUCUUUACCAUGAAAUAAAGCAGGACUUUCUCCUGGAAUAAAGCAGCAGCUGUUUGGAGAUCUUCUCCUCCAUCAGGCUCUAUGAUCUAACAGGUGUGUUUCUGUAUUAGAGAUGGGACCCGUACCCCUGAGUCUCCUGCUUUCUGUACUGUUCCUGCUGUGUAUCUCUCCAGCUCUGAGCUCAGGUGACGAUGACUACACCUGGCCGCAGAGGAAGAUGCCGCUCGUGCUCGACAAACGCACAGUGCGUCUGAGCGCCUCGAGCUUCUCGUCUGAGCAUCAGUCAGAGCUGAACGGCACGUGUGGGAUCGAAUGUCAGCGUGAGUUUCCGGAGCCGAGCUUGGAGGCUCUCCAGAAGAUGCUUUCUUACGAAACCAUGUACGAGAACGGCACACGCACACUCACGUCUGUCAUGCUGCAAGAGGUCAUGGCCGAGAACACGUCUUCAUCCUCCACAUCCCGGCGUAAACGUGAAGUCUACGGCCCGGACACACGCUUCACCAUCUCCGACAAGCAGUACUCGAUGAAGUAUCCGUUCUCCACCGCCGUGAAGAUUUCCACCGGCUGCACUGGUGUGCUUGUGUCACCCAAACACGUACUGACCGCUGCUCACUGCAUCCACGACGGCACGGAUUACAUCAAAGGAGCAGAGAAGUUAAGCGUUGGAGUUCUGCGUGACAAGAAAAAGGGAGGAAAGAGAAGACGUGGGAAGGGCAGAAAGGAGGAGGGUGAGGCAGAGAAAGUGGAAACGGAGAUGGGGGGAAAGAAACGAGAGCGAAAGUCUAAAGGUCGGAAGAGUCGGAACAAGCGGAGCGCGGAGUCUGGAAAGCCAACGUUUCGCUGGACGCGCGUGAAGAAGACACAGAUCCCCAAAGGCUGGUUUAAAGGUGUGUCAGACAGUGCAGAGGCUGAUUACGAUUACGCCGUGCUCGAGCUGAAGAAGGCACAGAAGGUGCACCACAUGGAGCUCGGAAUCAUCCUGUCUGUGAAAAAGCUUCCCGCUUCACGCAUCCACUUCUCAGGGUUUGAUGACGACCGGCCCGGGAACCUGGUGUACCGGUUCUGCUCCGUUUCAGACGAGUCCAACGACCUCAUGUACCAGCAGUGUGACGCGAAGCCCGGAGCGAGCGGUGCCGGUGUGUACGUGCGUCUGAAGGAGCCGGGGAAGAGGAAGUGGAAGCGGAAGGUCAUCGGCGUGUUUACGGGGCAUCAGUGGGUGCAGGUGAACGGCCAGCAGCAGGAUUAUAAUGUAGCUGUGAGAAUCACGCCGGUGAAAUUCGCACAGAUCUGUUCCUGGGUACACGGAGACUCCAGCAUGUGCCAAAACACCUAAUGGAAUAAAACUACCCUGCCUUUUACCCCAUUAACCCCCAACACCCUGCUCUCACACUUUAUAACCUUGGAGUUAUCCAAACAGUGUGAAGUUUAGCAGUUUACACUUAUAUUCAAAACACCGUCUGCACCUCCCAUACCACGUCUACCCUGUCCAUAACCACCUCUGCCCCUCCAUCAGACCAAUCUGCCCCUUCUCCUUCCCCAUCUGCCCCUCCCUUGCCCUAUCUGCCCCACCCAUUACCCUGUCUGCCCCUCCCUUACCCCAUCUGCCCCCUUUCUUACCCUAUUUUUUUUUCACAUCAGCUGCACUCAUCUUUUUCACUUGUCUUCUUACCCCAUUUCUUUAUCCCGAGUCUUUAACUAUUUCUGUUCUUUAUAAAAUUAUUCCCAAAAACAGCAUUUUAAAUCCAGGCGAGAAAAAGGUCAGCAUUAAUGUAUUUUUUUUAUAAUGAAUUAUUGUAUUGUUAUUAUUAUUUUAAUCAUCCUAAAGUCUCAGGGCUCCAGUCAGACCCUGUACUUCCUUCUGCACCGACCAUUCAUCACUGUAACACCAACAGCUCAUAAACAUCAUUUAUUUUUAGUUUAAAACAAACCUGCUAAAAAGUUGUUGUUUUUUAGGAUUCACUUGAUUUAAAACAGCUUUGAAAAAUUAAAAUAAAACAACUUUUUAUUUUU
Messenger RNA from Tachysurus fulvidraco (yellow catfish), 2124 nucleotides. It is a transcript of the gene prss35, whose product is annotated as serine protease 35. Lineage: Eukaryota; Metazoa; Chordata; Actinopteri; Siluriformes; Bagridae. Gene Ontology annotation, biological process: proteolysis. Bases 227 to 1447 code for a protein of 406 amino acids. The record is from RefSeq and is a predicted model, not a curated record. The transcript has 2 exons. Gene Ontology annotation, molecular function: serine-type endopeptidase activity.